UGUAGGACAGCCCAGCCCUGGAGUGGGACCUGUCCCCAGCCCAUGUGUCCCUAGCCACCUUCACAGUAGGUUUUGAGCUGGCAGACAAGGGGCAGGGUCGGGAGGUGGUCCUGUGGGCACCCCAUCCCCGUAAGCAUGAGCCUUGAGAACACUCGUGGGAUGAAGGGUUAUUUUACUAUCUCCAGGGGCAGUAAAGCCCGCUUCGUGGGAAGCCGCCGGGCCUGUCUGCUAGAGCUAGUUCUCCAGGGAGGCUCGAACACUGGGUUUUUAGGCACCAGAUGUGUGUAGUGGCUGCCCUGGUGGCCUGACCCUCGCCCCGAGAGCUCAGGACUCACACAGUCACUGUCCUUGUCCCGCCCCUAGCCCCCCUCUGCCACAUGACCAGGCUGACCAGUAUGACCUCAGCUGGGACCAGCAGCUCAACCUUGCCUACGUGGGUGCUGUCCCUCACGGGGGCAUCAGGCAGGUUCGGACCCACUGGCUGCUGGACCUCAUCACGGCCAGGCCCUGGUACCAGGAGAGGGGCACUUGGACACCAGGGCCAUGUCCCUCCCCGGUCCUUGUGUAGGAUUCCCAGCACACGCCUUGAGAGGAGCGACCCAGGCCCAGGCCAGCUUGGAGGGGAGGGGGAUGGCUGGGUGGGGCCUGAGCUACAACUUCACCAACCUGGACGCGUACCUGGACCUUCUCAGGGAGAACCAGCUCCUCCCAGGUUUCGAGCUGAUGGGCAGCCCCUCUGGACGCUUCACGGACUUUGAGGACAAGCAGCAGGUGCUGGAGUGGAAGCGCCUGGUCUCACUCCUGGCCAGGAGAUACCUCGGUAGAUACGGGCUGGAGCACGUUUCCAAGUGGAACUUUGAAACAUGGAAUGAGCCAGACCACCAUGACUUUGACAAUGUGUCCAUGACUACACAAGGAUUCCUGAACUACUAUGACGCUUGCUCCGAGGGUCUGCGAGAGGCCAGUCCAGCUCUGCGGCUAGGCGGUCCCGGCGACUCCUUUCACCCUCCACCCCGCUCCCCCCUGUGUUGGAGCCUCCUGGGGCACUGCCACAACGGAACUAACUUCUUCACGGGCGAGGUGGGCGUCCGCCUGGACUACAUUGCGCUCCACAAAAAGGGCGCAGGGAGCUCCAUCUACAUCCUAGAGCAGGAGCAGGAGACCUUGCAGCAGAUCCAGCGGCUCUUCCCCAAGUUCACCGACACCCCAGUCUACAACGACGAGGCCGACCCGCUGGUGGGCUGGGCCCUGCCGCAGCCGUGGAGGGCCGACGUGACCUACGCAGCCAUGGUCGUGAAGGUCAUCGCGCAGCACCAGAAUCUGCUGAUUGCCAACACCAGCUCCUCCACCCGCUAUGCGCUCCUGAGCAACGACAACGCUUUUCUGAGCUACCACCCACACCCCUUCUCACAGCGCACGCUCACUGCCCGCUUCCAAGUCAACAACACGCGCCCGCCCCACGUGCAGCUGCUGCGAAAGCCGGUGCUCACUGCCAUGGGGCUGCUGGCCCUGCUCGAUGGCGAGCAGCUCUGGGCGGAGGUGUCACAGGCUGGGACAGUGCUGGACAGCAACCACACGGUGGGCGUCCUGGCCAGCGCCCACAGCCCCUCGGGCCCCGCUGACGCUUGGCGAGCCACGGUGCUGGUCUACGCGAGCGACGACACUCGCGCCCACGCCAAUCGCAGCGCCGCCAUGACCUUGCACCUGCACGGGGUGCCCCCAGCCCCAGGGCUCCUCUACGUGACACUCUACCUGGACAACCGGCUGUGCAGCCCUCACGGCGAGUGGCAGCGCCUAGGCCGGCCCGUCUUCCCCUCGGCCGAGCAGUUCCGGCGCAUGCGCGCGGCUGAGGACCCUGUGGCCAUGGCCCCACGCCCCUUCCCCACUGGCGGUCUCCUGACACUGCGCCCGGAGCUGCCGCUGCCCUCCCUGCUGCUGCUGCACGUGUGUGCGCGCCCGGAGACGCCGCCAGGCCAGGUGACUCGGCUCCGGGUGUUGCCCAUGACCCGCGGACAGCUGCUUCUGGUUUGGUCAGAUGAACGCGUGGGCUCCAAGUGCCUGUGGACAUAUGAGAUCCAGUUCUCCGAGGAGGGUGGGGUGUAUACCCCAGUGAGCAGAAAAGCAUCGACCUUUAACCUCUUCGUGUUCAGCCCAGGCACAGGUGUUGUCUCCGGCUCCUACCGGGUUCGAGCUGUGGACUACUGGGCCCGGCCCGGCCCCUUCUCAGAUCCCGUGCAGUACCUGGAGGUCCCUGUCCCGUGAAGGCUGCCACCAGGUGACCCUGUGAGCCUGCACUGACUGUUGAACCUGGGGAAGACCGGGAGUCAAGAUGGGCUGGGCGGCCAUCAGCUGGUCAGUCGUCAGCUCCGUUUGUCCUAUCCUGCCCCUACCACUUAAACUGCUUUUUCUACA
This is a messenger RNA of Loxodonta africana (African savanna elephant), 2412 nucleotides long. It is a transcript of the gene IDUA, whose product is annotated as alpha-L-iduronidase. Gene Ontology annotation, molecular function: protein binding; L-iduronidase activity. The record is from RefSeq and is a predicted model, not a curated record. Bases 544 to 2262 code for a protein of 572 amino acids. Gene Ontology annotation, biological process: carbohydrate metabolic process. The transcript has 14 exons. NCBI's taxonomy places the organism in Eukaryota, Metazoa, Chordata, Mammalia, Proboscidea, Elephantidae.